ACUAAAGAAAAACACGCAGCACGGCGCAUGAGCACGCCGUCGUCAUUGGGCGUUGUUAGGAGGUAACUGACAGGCUGGCCUGACAAGUCCCUAGAGCAGAUUACGAUGGGGAACCAGCGACUCAUUCUACUAUUUGUGGUAUGCGCCACGAAUGCAAUUGACAACAAUUUGUUCCCGAGGAGUCGUAUGACGUCAGCGUCCGUAUGUGACAGCCCCGUGUGCAAAGCCAGAGCUGAACUGAUUUUGGCAUCUAUAAACAGUAGCACUGACCCUUGCGAUGAUUUUUACGCCUACGUUUGCAAUGGCUGGAAAGAUGCACACCCCAUUCCUGAGGACUCACCAUUCGCAAAUUCUUUCGUGGAGAUAACGUUGAAUGUGAAGCAGGACCUAAGAGAAAUUUUGGAAAACCUCCCUGUUGUGCCUGAAGCCAAGACCGCCAGGGAAAAAGCAGCGGUUGCAUAUCAAGCAUGCAUAAGAAGCGGAAACGACGAAAUAGAAAGCCUUAGUGCCGUUCGGCGACUGCUGGAGUCGAAUGGACUUGGACAAUGGCCAAUUCUGGACGGCGAAGACAUCGACGAUCUUGGAAAGCUUGAAGACGUGAUAAAGACGACUGGGCUGCCAUCUUUAUUUGCAGUUGAUGUCGCCAAGGACAUGGACGACCUGACACGCCACAUCCUUCAGCUGGGCCAAAAACGAGACAAUAGCCUCGAGUCCCUCACCCGCGGUUCAAUGAACCUAGCGAGUACCUUGGCCGAUGCGUUCCUCGGCGUGACGAAAACUGCGGCGAGACUGCUGAGACCAAAUGCCACCGAUGAGCAGCUGGACACGUACGCCAACAAGACACUGUCAUUCAUGGCGGAACUGCGCGCGGUGCAACAGCCGCCCGAAGAGACGCGCCAAGCAAGGAACAAUUAUCGAAAGGCCACCAUAGAAGAAUUUCAGAGAGAAAUUUUCGGUCUUGAUCUGCUCAAAGUCAUUGGGAAUGAAUUCGCCAAAGUAAAUAUCACAAUUCCCAAGGAAGAAAAGAUUGUCGUUAACGCCAUUCAACACGUUAACGCCACUGUUCAAGUUUACCUCCAAGCAGACCUUGACACGGUGUACAACUACGUCGGUUUCACGAAGGUCACCGAACUUCUUCAGCUUGCGUCCAAAGAUUUUGCAGCACUGGUUGCACGCAUGCUCCAGAUGGCGAUGGGUGUCCAUGAAACGGCCCGCUGGAAGCAAUGCGUCCGCCACGUGGAGCGAAUUAUGACGGACACCGUGGGACGACUGUACACGGAGCACCGAUUGACAAAAGAAGCGAAAAAUGAGGGGCAGAGGCUGGUGCGAGAGAUUGGGUUAUCUUAUUAUGAUCGCCUGCAACACAUUGACUGGAUGGAUAGCCAAACGCGACGAAAAGCGAGAGAAAAGCUGUGGAAAAUGACGUCUAGGGUUGCUUAUCCUGAAACUUUCCUCAACGAUGAAUAUAUCAACAGCAAGUACCACGAGGUUGGCAUAAUAAGCAAGGACGAAGACUUUCUAGAGAUCUCCAAUAAAUUUCAGCAAGCUAAUUAUGCAAGAAUGCUGCGGCGACUUCGGCAGCCUGUUCCCAACAGAGAUGAAUGGAGCGUUGGUGCUGCAGAAGAUGCAAAUGCGUACUACUCUCCUGAGACAAAUGAAAUAAUCAUACCUGGAGGUAUACUUCGUGAACCUUUCUUCCAAGAAGGCCUUCCAGAAUAUGUGAACCUUGGGGCAAUUGGAUCGAUCAUUGGCCACGAAAUAACGCACGGCUAUGAUGACCAAGGUUCUCAGUACGAUGGCGAAGGACGCCUUGUCGACUGGUGGAGCAACAAAACGGAACAGAAAUUCAACGAAAAGAAAGAAUGUUUCAUCAAGCAAUACGGAAGCAUGGUCAAUCCGGUCACCAACGAGACGGUCCACGGAGAGAACACUGUGGGGGAAAAUAUCGCGGACAAUGGAGGAGUACGUGUCGCCUUUGCGACUUACCAGCGUAUAUCGGAGUCUACUGGUGAGCAAAUUAUACCAGGCCUUGAGAACUUUUCUCCAGAACAGAUUUUCUUCAUAUCCUAUGCACUGGUGUGGUGUUCAUCCGAGCGCACAGAAGCAAAUUCAAUAAUAAUGGGAGACGUUCACAGUCCAAGCAACUACAGAGUGAACAUUCCGCUGCGGAACUUUGAGGAAUUUUCAUCGGCGUUUGACUGUGGACAAGGAACAUCAAUGCAUUCACCGCCCCAAGAAAAGUGUGUUUUGUGGUAGCGCGACAACUUCAACUGCCAUCAAGUUGCAAAUGAAUGUUCUAGCACUGUA
Molecule: messenger RNA, 2307 nt
Organism: Dermacentor albipictus
Lineage: Eukaryota; Metazoa; Arthropoda; Arachnida; Ixodida; Ixodidae
Product: neprilysin-1-like
Biological process (GO): protein processing
Cellular component (GO): plasma membrane
Molecular function (GO): metalloendopeptidase activity
Source: RefSeq, a predicted model, not a curated record